UUUGCGAAGUUCGGUUACCUGCAGGAACGCGCGUGGCAAUAUUCUCCUCGGACAUUCUCUUCUUCAUUUUUUUUUUCUUCCAACUGCACACCUUAUAAAAGGUUUAUUCAUCUGCUCUUCAUUGUUUCGCCAGCAAGUCCAUGAGAUUGGAGUUGUAUCGAUAGAGAGAAGAAUACAUUUAAAACAACAGUAUAAAAAGAGGAGAGAGACGCCGCGCGCAUCGCGCAAGUUGCGCCGUGUCUGUGUGUACAUUGUAAUUUCCUUUGUUUCGCUUGACGUAUACCACAUAGGUAAAUACACAUUCGUAUAUUAUCUGUGCACAACAUGGUUGUGCGGUUCUAAGUUGACGGUCGAUUUGUCAAGGUUAUCUGAAUUUUGGGUACUUCAGUACAGGAGGAAAGGCAUCAGAGCAUCAGACUAUCAGAGGGGCUUUUAAAUACGUAUACAUACAUACGCAUAGCAUAUACACACCCCAAGACAGCUGGGACGGCGUCUCUCGCUUUCUCUCUCUACUGUUGCGCCGCGCGCUUCCACUGUUUAUUUAUCCACCUACGCGCGCUCUCCGGACAUCAUCACACAGCCACCGUCGCCGCUAUCGCAUCUGAUACUAUAUAUCAACUUAUCUCUGUUGCGAGGCGUAAUUGUGAAUAUUGGAUUGGACGUAGGCUGUAUAUAGCCAAAAAAGGAAGCAACAGCAAGGACGAGAAAGUCAAUCAUGUCCAUCGGGAAGUUUUCAUCCGAGGAGACGCUGGGAGAAUCAUGGGUCAUGUGCCCAACGCCGCCGAUGGACCGGUUGACGCCAUUGCCGUUUAAUAGCGGCACCGACGAGUACCUGCGACUUCUGAGGGACGCCCAGAGAGACUCGACCCAAUCGUCCGCGAGGCACUCCCUUGCUUCCUCGAGGCGCGAUACACCAAGGGGCAGUCCCAAAAGCCCUCCAAACAGUCCCAACACGGAAUUGUCGAACAAUGAAGAGGAGCUCAAGGGAAUCUACAUAAACCAAACUUGUUACAAGGACGAUCAUGAUUGGAUGUACGAAUGGAACUCCAGGCACGAACCAGUGAUCAAUAAAUCCAAUGCUUGUUCCGUGCAGCAGCUGGGUAUGGCCAGGCGAAAAACGUACAGCAUUAGAACAGCUAAGGUCGGUAAGAACGGCCUCUUCUCCAAAGAGGUUCUCUACACGCUCUUUUUGACAAACAUACUAUCGCUCCUCAUUGGAAGUGGUUUCGGAGUAUGGCUGACCAGGCGAGGACUAAUGGUGUCGCGCGUCACCAUGGAAUGAAAUCGAAGCUAUUACACGUGAUUUUUUGAUGCAUGUGCACCUAUAUAGCCUCUUCCUCUCUUUUUCCCUCGAAAAUAAUUCACCAAUAAUGGAGAAAAAAAGGAGGAAAAGCAACUCAAGAGAGAGAGAGAGAGAGAGAGAGAAAGGUGCUAGGAACGUAUGCGCAUUAGUUUUUAGGUAAGACUGAGUGAAAUUAAAAAAAAAAAAAAAGAA
Molecule: messenger RNA, 1495 nt
Organism: Copidosoma floridanum
Lineage: Eukaryota; Metazoa; Arthropoda; Insecta; Hymenoptera; Encyrtidae
Gene: BNIP3
Product: BCL2 interacting protein 3
Biological process (GO): positive regulation of apoptotic process; mitochondrial outer membrane permeabilization
Cellular component (GO): mitochondrial outer membrane; nucleus; mitochondrial envelope
Source: RefSeq, a predicted model, not a curated record